This is a messenger RNA of Saccharomyces paradoxus, 3342 nucleotides long. It is a transcript of the gene KAP123, whose product is annotated as karyopherin KAP123. Gene Ontology annotation, biological process: protein import into nucleus. Gene Ontology annotation, molecular function: small GTPase binding; nuclear import signal receptor activity. The transcript has a single exon. Gene Ontology annotation, cellular component: cytoplasm; nucleus. The record is from RefSeq and is a predicted model, not a curated record. NCBI's taxonomy places the organism in Eukaryota, Fungi, Ascomycota, Saccharomycetes, Saccharomycetales, Saccharomycetaceae. Bases 1 to 3342 code for a protein of 1113 amino acids.
AUGGAUCAACAAUUUCUAAGUCAACUUGAACAAACGUUGCACGCUAUCACUUCUGGUGUAGGCUUGAAAGAAGCUACAAAAUCUUUGCAAACUCAAUUUUAUACCCAACCUACAACUUUGCCGGCUUUGAUUCACAUUUUACAGAACGGCUCCGAUGAUUCGUUGAAACAAUUAGCUGGUGUUGAAGCUAGAAAGUUAGUUUCCAAGCACUGGAACGCCAUUGAUGAAUCCACUAGAGCCUCCAUCAAAACGUCUCUUUUACAAACUGCCUUUAGUGAGCCAAAAGAAAAUGUUCGUCAUUCCAACGCUCGAGUAAUCGCUUCCAUUGGUACUGAAGAAUUAGAUGGUAACAAAUGGCCAGAUCUAGUCCCCAGCUUGAUUCAAGCUGCUUCUGGUGAAGAUGUUCAAACAAGACAAACUGCCAUUUUCAUCUUGUUUUCUCUGUUGGAAGAUUUCACCUCUUCCCUAUCUGGAUACAUUGAUGACUUCUUGACAUUGUUCUCUCAGACUAUCAACGAUCCUGCUUCUUUAGAAAUUAGAUCAUUAUCUGCCCAAGCUUUGAACCACGUUUCUGCUUUGAUUGAAGAACAAGAAACUAUCAACCCUGUCCAAGCCCAAAAAUUCGCGGCUUCAAUUCCAUCUGUGGUUAACGUUUUAGAUGCAGUCAUCAAGGCCGAUGACACCUUGAACGCUAAACUAAUUUUUAAUUGUUUGAACGAUUUUCUGCUAUUAGACUCUCAAUUAACGGGUAACUUUAUUAUUGAUUUGAUCAAACUAUCUUUACAAAUUGCCAUCAACACUGAGAUUGAUGAAGAUGUUAGAGUUUUUGCUCUUCAAUUCAUCAUUUCUUCAUUGUCUUAUAGAAAAUCGAAGGUUUCUCAAAGCAAAUUGGGUCCAGAGAUUACAGUGGCUGCUUUAAAGGUUGCUUGCGAAGAAAUUGAUGUUGAUGAUGAAUUAAACAACGAAGAUGAAACAGGUGAAAAUGAGGAAAAUACCCCCUCUUCUUCUGCUAUUAGACUUUUAGCUUUUGCCUCCUCUGAACUGCCACCAUCUCAGGUUGCUUCCGUUAUUGUUGAACACAUUCCAGCUAUGUUGCAAUCGGCAAAUGUUUUUGAGAGAAGGGCAAUUCUUUUAGCCAUUUCUGUUGCUGUGACUGGUUCUCCAGACUAUAUUUUGUCUCAAUUCGACAAAAUUAUCCCCGCCACUAUAAACGGUUUGAAGGAUACUGAACCAAUUGUUAAAUUGGCUGCUUUGAAAUGUAUCCAUCAAUUAACUACUGACCUACAGGAUGAAGUCGCCAAAUUCCAUGAAGAAUACCUACCAUUGAUCAUCGAUAUUAUUGAUUCUGCUAAAAACAUUGUCAUUUACAACUAUGCCACUGUUGCUUUAGACGGUCUGCUUGAAUUCAUUGCUUAUGAUGCUAUCGCUAAAUAUUUGGAUCCAUUGAUGAACAAACUGUUCUAUAUGUUAGAAAGUAAUGAAUCAUCCAAGUUGAGAUGCGCUGUUGUUUCUGCAAUUGGUUCUGCUGCUUUUGCAGCAGGUUCUGCGUUCAUUCCAUACUUCAAGACUAGUGUUCACUAUUUGGAAAAAUUCAUCCAAAACUGUUCUCAGAUUGAAGGUAUGAGCGAAGACGAUAUUGAAUUAAGAGCCAACACUUUCGAAAAUAUUUCUACUAUGGCCAGAGCCGUCAGAUCGGAUGCCUUUGCCGAAUUUGCCGAACCCUUAGUUAAUUCUGCUUAUGAGGCCAUCAAGACAGAUUCUGCUAGAUUGAGAGAAUCUGGUUAUGCGUUCAUUGCAAACUUGGCUAAAGUUUACGGUGAGAAUUUUGCUCCUUUCUUAAAAACCAUUUUACCAGAAAUUUUCAAGACAUUAGAAUUAGACGAAUAUCAAUUCAACUUCGAUGGUGACGCAGAGGAUUUGGCUGCUUUUGCUGAUUCUGCCAAUGAAGAAGAACUACAGAACAAAUUCACAGUCAACACUGGUAUUUCCUAUGAAAAGGAAGUUGCUUCCGCUGCUCUAUCUGAAUUAGCAUUGGGCACAAAGGAGCAUUUUUUGCCAUAUGUUGAACAAUCCUUAAAAGUUUUGAACGAACAAGUCGAUGAGUCUUACGGUUUAAGAGAAACUGCUUUAAACACUAUCUGGAAUGUCGUUAAGUCUGUCCUGUUGGCUUCCAAAAUAGAACCAGAAAGCUAUCCAAAAGGUAUCCCAGCUUCUUCCUACGUAAAUGCUGAUGUUUUAGCGGUUAUUCAAGCUGCCAGGGAAACUUCCAUGGGUAAUUUAAGUGAUGAAUUUGAAACCUCAAUGGUCAUUACCGUUAUGGAAGAUUUUGCCAAUAUGAUCAAGCAAUUUGGUGCAAUCAUUAUCAUGGAUAGCGGCGACUCUUCCAUGCUAGAAGCUUUGUGUUUACAAGUUCUAAGUGUCUUGAAAGGUACUCAUACUUGUCAAACCAUUGAUAUCGAAGAGGACGUUCCAAGGGAUGAAGAAUUAGACGCUUCUGAAACUGAAGCCACUUUACAAGAUGUUGCAUUGGAAGUUCUUGUCAGUUUAUCUCAAGCUUUAGCUGGCGAUUUUGCCAAGGUCUUUGAUAAUUUUAGACCGGUUGUUUUCGGAUUAUUCCAAUCUAAAUCCAAGAAUAAGAGAUCAUCUGCCGUUGGCGCCGCUUCCGAAUUAGCUUUAGGUAUGAAGGAACAAAAUCCUUUCGUUCAUGAAAUGCUAGAAGCUUUAGUCAUCAGAUUAACAAGCGAUAAAUCUUUAGAAGUUAGAGGUAACGCUGCUUACGGUGUUGGUUUAUUGUGUGAAUAUGCAUCUAUGGACAUAUCAGCCAUUUAUGAGCCCGUUUUGAAGGCGCUUUACGAGUUAUUAAGCGCUGCUGACCAAAAGGCUUUGGCAGCCGAAGAUGACGAAGCCACCAGAGAGAUUAUUGAUAGAGCCUACGCUAAUGCUAGCGGAUGUGUGGCCAGAAUGGCUUUAAAGAACAGUGCUCUAGUCCCAUUGGAACAAACAGUUCCAGCAUUAUUAGCACAUUUGCCACUGCACACCGGCUUUGAAGAAUAUAACCCAAUUUUCGAAUUGAUCAUGAAAUUAUAUCAGGAAAAUAGUCCUGUUGUCACAAACGAAACCCCAAGGAUCAUCGAGAUUUUCAGCGCUGUGUUUACCAAAGAAAAUGAUAGAAUCAAAUUAGAAAAGGAGUCUACUUUAGGUAGGGAAGAGAAUAUGGAAAGAUUAAAGCAAUUCCAAACUGAAGAGAUGAAGCAUAAGGUUAUUGAAUUAUUGAAGUAUCUAAACACUACUUACAACGGAAUCGUUGCCCAGAACCCAGUUUUAGCUGCCGUCAUUGCUUGA